Orbicella faveolata is the source of this 1147-nucleotide messenger RNA. Its product is annotated as protein ELYS-like. The record is from RefSeq and is a predicted model, not a curated record. NCBI's taxonomy places the organism in Eukaryota, Metazoa, Cnidaria, Anthozoa, Scleractinia, Merulinidae. Gene Ontology annotation, molecular function: protein binding.
UCUUUUGAAAAAACUGAUGAUGUACCUUCUUUCAGAGGACAUUGUUACCCAGCUUUGACUCUCAGUAAUGCUUGUGAAAGUAGACGCAAGGACUUGGAAAAUCUCUGCAGAAAUGAUCCAGGCUCCAUUGGCUUGAUGGUAGACAAACUUAUUAGUCAGUUUGGUCAGCAAGCAGUAAACCAGUGGAUUGCUAAGGGAGGUAGUGAACAGUACCCACCCAGCACUCUACAUGGUAUGUGCAGUCUGUAUUUAUUGGAAAAUGUUCAUCAUAUGUGGAAGCAUUGUGUUGUAUUCUAUUUGUUGCUUGAUUUGUGCCUUCUGGACACUGAACUUCAAACAAAUGAGGUGGCAACAAAAUUUGCUAAGGCAUUCAGCAUAUCAGAGGACUUAAUCAAACUCAUUCAAGGAUUCUGGAUGCUUGACCACCAGCAUUUUGAGGCUGCAUUGACAUAUUUAGUGGAUCCUGUUGUAAAAACUGAACUUGGCCCUUGGCAGAGAAGUUUUGUCAUCAAGACGUUGCUUGCCCAAGGUGAAACACAGAAAGCUUUGUACUUGAUGAAGGUCAUGUGUCCCACUGUGCAGAGCUUCAGUGAUGUUAAGUUGUUUAUCACUGUAUUGUUGGCCAGCGGUAAUGUCACAGAAGCCUUCAAUUUUCAGAAAAAUCAUCACAAUCAGAUCAGAACCAAAGAACUGCUGUAUCAUUUUUUCAGUGGCUGCCAACAGACCAAAAACAUGAGCAAGCUUUUGCAGCUGUCCUUGGACUCUGUUGAAGAGGAAUUCUUGGUAAACUUUCUUCAAGAAGAAACCUUCCCAUAUUCCAAAGAACUACUUGUGAUGCACUACCUUCAAAAAGGACGUUAUGUAGAAGGAAUCAGGUUAAAUGAACUCCUUAAAAAGGAUAAAAAGGUAUGUAUUAAAUGAAUGUUGUUUUGCACAACAACAACUUCCUUUAAUUGUAGGUGUUUUUUGGCUCCUUGGUUUCUUUAUAUGAAUGAUUAUAUUAUUAACAAGGCUGGGAAGAAUUCUAAACAGGCUUUUACAAGAAUAAUAUUAUGUAAGUGACCAGUACUUUCAGUAAUUAUGAAGUUUUUAAAACGCAACUGAAAAUAUCUAAAAUCAAGCCAGAAUUGCUCCUUUCACUCAUCCA